GUCUUCAGCUGUUGCAGUCCAGCAGUCCAGUCAACUCAACCUCCCCCCAUGGAUACGCCAACAUUUUUCUUCUUUAUCCCGUUUCUUUCGAAUUUCCUUAACCCCAAAAACCCAAGUACUCUCUCUUUACAAGUACUUGUAAAAUCUGUCCUUUUUCUGCAAUCUCCUCUGUGUCUUCCUCCUCCGGUUUUCGUCCCACCUGAAGCCAAAACAAUCACUGUAAUAGUCCUAUUUAACGCAUGCAUAUGUAUAGUUGAGAAAGAACGGUGGAAAGAUUUCUCAGCACUUAGCUAACAAUGAAGAAGUGUGAGGAGAGCAUCCCUUUACUCCAUUUCUCCUUGUUUUUCAUGUUCUUGUUCUGUCCUUCGGUCUUCUCUGAACUACCCUCAAACCAAAAAACCACCAUGAUCGAUCUUUCUAAUCUCCUUAACAAAACAGAUUUAUCAUGGAAUAUUAGCAAGGAUCCAUGUUCAUGGAAGGGAGUUACCUGCAGCUCUGGGAAUUCUUCCAUAACAGAAAUCUCUCUAUCGGGCUUUUCCCUCUCUUCCUCAGACUUUCUGCCUCGUCUUUGUCAGAUAGAUUCUUUGAUGAGUAUUGAUGUCUCCAACAACGCUCUGACCUUAAUCCCGGAGGAAUUCAUCAAGGGUUGCGGGGAGAUUGGAGGGCUGGAGCGCUUGAAUAUUAGCAGAAACAGGUUGGUUGGUCCUCUGCCUACUUUUCAAGGAUUCGUUGGGUUGAAGUUCUUGGACCUGUCUUUCAAUUCAUUGAAUGGAAACAUUGGUUUACAGUUAGAUGGAUUGAUUGCCCUCAAAAGUUUGAAUCUUAGUGGCAACAAGUUCAAUGGCCUUAUCCCUACCAAUCUUGGGAAAGCCAUGGUUUUAGAGCAGCUUGAGCUCUCUGUGAAUGGCUUUGAAGGUGGAAUUCCUGAUCAAAUAAUGGGUUACCAGAAUUUGACUCUGAUUGACUUAGGUGAAAAUAAACUUUCCGGCCCUGUUCCUGAUAGAAUUAAAGACCUCUCUAAAUUGGAAGUUUUGAUUCUAUCUUCCAAUAAAUUCAGUUGGCAAAUCCCAGGAGCCAUUUCAAAUAUCAGAACCCUUUCACGUUUUGCAGCCAAUCAAAACAACUUUAAAGGUACAGUUCCCAGUGGAAUUACAAGAUUCCUCAAGAACUUAGACCUUAGUUAUAACAAGUUAAGCGGGUCGAUUCCUUCAGACAUGUUGUCGCCGUCAAAUUUGCAGUCUGUAGAUUUGUCUUAUAAUUUGUUAAAGGGAUCGAUACCUUCAAACAUAUCUUCAAGUUUGGUCAGGUUGAGGUUGGGAAGCAAUUCUCUUGAUGGGCCAAUCCCUUCUUCGGUGUUUGGAAAACUUGAGAAAUUGAUGUACUUAGAGCUGGAUAACAAUAGCUUGACCGGGCUUAUACCUCCGGAUUUGGGUUCUUGCCUGAGCUUGGCACUGUUGAAUUUGGCAGGGAAUAACCUGACUGGUACUUUGCCGGGACAGUUGGGAAAUCUAAACCGUCUUCAAGUUAUGAAGCUUCAAUCCAACAGGCUGGUUGGAGAAAUCCCGGUUGAAAUUACUCAACUACAGAAAUUGUCUACACUGAAUAUCAGCUGGAAUUUGCUGAACGGUUCAAUACCUUCUUCGAUUUCAAGCUUGCGAUACCUUACUAACAUGAACUUACAAGGUAACCAUCUCAAUGGUUUGAUACCAGACGGUAUUUCCGGUUUGGAUUCUCUGUUAGAACUCCAGCUUGGAGGAAACCAAUUGACCGGUAAGAUUCCAAUGAUGCCGGCAUCAUUGCAGAUUGCUCUAAAUCUCAGCAGCAACCUCCUUGUGGGACCUAUUCCAUUUCCUUUUUCACGGCUUACAGGAUUAGAAGUUUUGGAUCUCUCAAACAAUCAAUUGACAGGGGAAAUUCCAACGUUUCUAACUGGAAUGAGAUCCUUGACACGGUUGCUGCUUUCUAACAAUCAACUAUCUGGAAUUAUUCCAGAGUUUGGUUCAUGGCUUACUUUUGAAGCAAGAGGAAAUGUGCAUCUUAUUAACACUACAACAUCAAACACUUCACCAAAAUCAGCCAAGAAGGGAAAAUCAGUUGCCACUGCGCUUCUGAUUGGGUUUGCAGCUGCUCUUUUCACUGUUGGGGUUGUCACAGGCCUUGCUUUAUCAAUCUCAAGACGAUAUUACAGGGUUAAUGAUGAACAACCACAAUCAGCAGAGGAUCUUCCCCCUCCUCCCCCUCCUCAGGUCAUCCAAGGCAAUCUAUUAACCGCAAAUGGAAUCCACAGAUCGAAUAUCGACUUCACCAAAGCUAUGGAAGCAGUUGCAUACUCAAAAAACAUUACGCUGAAGACUAGGUUUUCAACCUAUUACAAAGCCAUCAUGCCAUCCGGAUCAAGCUACUUUGUUAAGAGGAUUAAUUGGAGUGAUAAGAUAUUCCAAUUCGGCAACCACGAUAAAUUCUGGCGAGAGUUGGAGGUUUUGGGGAAACUGAGCAAUUCAAAUGUGAUGACUCCUUUAGCCUAUGUUUUGUCUGUUGACAAUGCUUAUCUGUUUUAUGAAUUUUCUCCAAAGGGAACCCUUUUUGACGUUCUUCAUGGUAGCCUGGAAAAUGCUUUGGAUUGGGCGAGCAGAUACAGCAUAGCAGUUGGGGUCGCUCAGGGUCUUUCUUUUCUGCAAGGUUGCACCCCCGGCCCGAUACUGCUACUUGAUCUAUCAAGCAGAAACAUCAUGCUGAAGUCCCUCAAGGAACCUCAAAUUGGAGAUAUUGAGCUAUGCAAGGUGAUCGAUCCCUCAAAGAGCACUGGAAGCCUUUCUAUGGUUGCUGGUUCUGUUGGCUAUAUUCCUCCAGAGUAUGCUUACACGAUGAGAGUAACAAUGGCCGGGAACGUUUACAGUUUUGGGGUCAUUCUCCUGGAACUGCUGACCGGAAAACCAGCUGUUAGUGAGGGAACUGAGUUGGCCAAGUGGGCCUUAAGCAACUCAGUCAGGCAAGACAAGUGGGAUCACAUCCUUGACCCUAAUAUCAGCAGAACAUCACUUGCCAUCAGAAGUCAGAUGCUUCAAGUCCUGAAGGUUGCUCUUGGUUGUGUAAAUGUAUCACCUGAAGCAAGGCCAAAGAUGAAGAAUGUGCUAAGGAUGCUCCUAAACGCAAGAUAAAAGCAUACCCUCAUGAGAUAAAAUCAUCUUGGAAAUUGAGGUUCUAUACUUUCUUAGUAGAGAAUUGGUAAAAGGGAAAAUCUUCUUUCUCCAUGGAAGAACUGGAAGCAUUCUUUUGAUCAAUCCGAAUGUAGUAGUUACAAAUUUUAUUUAUCUACUUCUUCCCCCUCCCUCCCUCCCUCUGGCAGCAUUAUGAUAUCUUUAUCAUGUAUAAUAGAGAUAGAUAUAUACAAA
Molecule: messenger RNA, 3392 nt
Organism: Juglans microcarpa x Juglans regia
Lineage: Eukaryota; Viridiplantae; Streptophyta; Magnoliopsida; Fagales; Juglandaceae
Product: leucine-rich repeat receptor-like tyrosine-protein kinase PXC3
Exons: 2
Coding region: 297-3158 (953 amino acids)
Biological process (GO): protein phosphorylation; hormone-mediated signaling pathway
Cellular component (GO): plasma membrane
Molecular function (GO): protein kinase activity; protein binding; ATP binding
Source: RefSeq, a predicted model, not a curated record